Molecule: messenger RNA, 1506 nt
Organism: Pestalotiopsis fici W106-1
Lineage: Eukaryota; Fungi; Ascomycota; Sordariomycetes; Amphisphaeriales; Sporocadaceae
Product: Uracil-regulated protein 1
Exons: 7
Coding region: 1-1506 (501 amino acids)
Biological process (GO): riboflavin biosynthetic process
Molecular function (GO): GTP cyclohydrolase II activity
Source: RefSeq, a predicted model, not a curated record
AUGGCGAGCGAGGAAAUGUCAGCUGUCCUCCAGGCGUUGAGGGCAAUCCAGGAUAACCAGUCUGUUCUGUCCACUGGCUUACUAAAUGUAACAAAGAGACUCGACCAGAUUGCACCUGAAGAUCAGGCCAAAGCUACAUCGUCAAAGAGCGGUGCCAGCAACGGCUUGGGUCUCAGCGCAAGUCCCAUACCUGCCCCGGGCUCUCCGGCCACUUCUGCAGAGAAGGAGAAUGCUGCGGUCCAGGCACAAAAGUCGGGAUUCACCUCGAGAAUCAUUCUCACAACUUAUCCCAAGCAGAUUGGAAUUGACCCUCUGGCAUUGAACUGGGGUGCAGAAGAACCGCAAGAGAGAGGUCCGGUGGUUGUCUCACGUUCCUCAUCUACUAUUGGCAGACGUAAUGCCAUUGGCGCCCAUGGAGGCUCCUACAGCAUCUACUUUGCCCUGGCACUGGCUAGCAAGCAGCUGGAUAUCAACCACCGGCCCGACUUUACCAAUACCGAACCUGCAGCCAGUAUUGGGCCCUUUCCGCAAUGGGGUGACCCCAAGAAGAUUGUUGCCAUGGAUCCCUGGGGUCACUUGGCUCCUUGGCUCUUCAAGGACACCAUUGAGGGACAGAAUGUGGACAUUCGACCAACCAUUGCUAUUACCAAGGCGCACAUGAAGCUCCCGGAACUUGAGGAGAGCGUAAGAAGCGGACGCCUUGUGCCGGACGGUAAGGUUUGCUUAAACAAGUCUGGUGAGCUGGCCGUGACCAAAUUCGCCGUGGAACCCGUGUGGUAUUUGCCGGGAGUCGCUGAGAGAUUCGGCAUUGACGAGGGUGUUCUACGCCGCUCCCUCUUUGAGCACACGGGCGGUAGUUACCCGGAGCUGAUUACGCGUAAUGACAUCAAGGUCUUCCUCCCGCCUAUCGGUGGACUGACCGUGUAUUGUUUCGGAGAUCCUGCCAAGAUGUCUGAUGAAAAAGUCCGACUAGCCCUCAGAAUUCAUGAUGAAUGUAACGGUAGCGAUGUUUUCGGUUCCGAUAUCUGUACCUGCAGACCGUAUCUGAUCUUUGGUAUCGAGGAAGCUGUCAAGGAAGCACAGAAUGGCGGAAGCGGUGUCGUGAUCUAUUUCCGCAAGGAGGGCAGAGCCCUUGGUGAAGUGACAAAGUACCUCGUGUACAAUGCCAGGAAACGAGGCGAGGACCGUGCCUCGGAUUACUUCAAGAGAACCGAAAACAUUGCUGGAGUCAAGGACAUGAGAUUCCAGGCUCUGAUGCCGGAUAUUUUGCACUGGCUUGGCAUAAAGAAGAUUGACCGCAUGCUGAGCAUGAGCAAUAUGAAGCACGAUGCCAUUGUUGGACAAGGCAUUCCGAUUCACGAGCGAGUGGAGCUCCCGGAGGAACUUAUCCCUGAAGACUCGCGGGUUGAGAUUGAUGCCAAAAUCACUGCUGGCUACUUCACAACGGGUCACCGCAUGACGGAGGAUGAGCUGAAGGCCGUCCAGGGCCGUAUGUGGGAAGAGUAA